AAUGCUUGUAAGCUCUGUAAUACCAUAAGCUUAUAGAAUUAAGCUGUUUUCUUUUCCUUCCUAUUCUUUGUUGGGGUGUGGUUCCCAAUGAAGAUUUUUCCUCUCUGUCAAGAAGCACUUUUGCAGAAGUGCUUCUUGUUGUCUUUGCUUUUUGUGAGCUUUUGUUAUGCUGAACAUAAGACAGUUGAGGUAGUUGGGGUUGGAGAGUGUACUGACUGUGCUAAGAAUAGCAUUAAGACUAGCCAGGCCUUUUCAGGUCUUCAUGUGACAAUUGACUGCAAGCCAGCAAAUGGGCACUUCAAAACAAGAGGGUUUGGGGAGCUCAAUGAAGAGGGAAAGUUCAAAGUGUCCCUUCCCGAGGAGAUUGUGAAAGAAGGAGAUGAUGAACUAAAAGAGGAAUGUUAUGCCCAACUUCACAGUGCAUUGGCUGCACCUUGUGCUGCCCAUGAUGGCCUAGAAUCUUCCAAGAUAGUCUUCAAGUCCAAGACCAGUGAAGGAAAACAAACCUUUGGAGUGGCUGGUGGCAAACUUAAAUUCUCACCAGUAACAUGCACUUCUGCCUUCCUUUGGCCUCACCCACACCCACUCUUUGGACACCCAUUACCUCCAUUCCCACCCAAGGUCUUCCCUCCUUUCCCACCUAAAGUCUUCCCUCCAAAAGUACCAAUCUUUAAGAAGCCUCUUCCCCCACCAGUCCCAAUUUACAAGCCUCUUCCUCCACCAGUUCCAAUUUACAAGAAGCCUCUUCCUCCACCAGUUCCAGUCUACAAGAAGCCUCUUCCUCCACCAGUUCCAGUUUACAAGAAGCCUUUGCCUCCUCCAGUGCCAAUCUACAAGAAACCACUUCCACCAAAAGCACCAAAACCACCAAAGAAAGUUUGUCCACCAGUUCCUGUGUUCAAAAAGCCACUUCCACCACCAGUCCCAGUAUACAAGAAGCCACUUCCACCACCAGUCCCCAUAUACAAAAAGCCACUUCCACCACCAGUCCCCGUAUACAAAAAGCCACUUCCACCACCAGUCCCCAUAUACAAGAAGCCACUUCCACCACCAGUCCCCACAUACAAAAAGCCACUUCCACCACCAGUCCCCAUAUACAAAAAGCCACUUCCACCACCAGUCCCCAUAUACAAGCCACUUCCCCCACCAGUCCCAACUUUCCAAAAGCCACUUCCACCUCCCAUCCCAUUUUACAAGCCAAAGCCACAUCCAUUCUUUAAGCCUCACCCUCCAUUGCCAAAGAUUCCUCCAUUCUUCAAGAAACCACCACUCCCACCACUCAUUCCUAAACACCCUCUUCUUCCCAAGCUUCCUCCUAUCCCCAAAAUCCACCCAAAAUAUUACUUCCCCCACCCAAAGAUUGGCAAGUUGCCACCCCAGCCACCUUUGGCUCCUCAAUAUCCUUAGGCUGUUGCAGACUUGCAGUACUAUUUUUUCCAGUUGUAAGUAGGAUCAUGGAUGUUGUGUGGUGAAACAAAGUGGAAGUUCAAGUAUGGAAUUUAAUUAUCAAAAUAAGUUAAACCUUCAAGCCUUAUAGAGAAGUCAAGAUCAGAGAGAGAACUCAGAGAGUGGAACUGAAACGUUGUUUCCCUUACUCUAUUUAUUUAUGAAAUCAACUUGUGUGGUAA
Messenger RNA from Prunus avium (sweet cherry), 1628 nucleotides. It is a transcript of the gene PRP4, whose product is annotated as proline-rich protein 4. The record is from RefSeq and is a predicted model, not a curated record. NCBI's taxonomy places the organism in Eukaryota, Viridiplantae, Streptophyta, Magnoliopsida, Rosales, Rosaceae.